AUGGCUGGCCGUGUGCUGUUGGUGUUUGCCCUCUGCCUGCUGUGCUGCGCCGCCGGCGGUGUCGGUGCGUGGGGUGGCGGCUACUGCACGGAGAGUGACUGGAGGGACUUGAGGACGGUUGCGAGGGACAUGACGGAGGCGGAGAUUGAGGGAAAGUACUGCAGCCGCAAGCCGGAGUUUGUGACGCAGAUGCGGGCGAGUGUGCAGGCAGAGGUGGGUAGUUCUACUACGCCGUUGAUGUCUUCAGGUGGUGCGGGGGGAGGAGCGUCAGGUUCUUCUCAGCACUCUGGUGCCUCAUCCGGGGCAGGGCCGCAGAGAUCCGCGGAAGGGUUGGGGACAUCCUCUUCGCUGGUGUCGCAGUCAUCGUCAGUCCAACAGAAUUUGGGAUCUGCUGGCGACACAACC
Messenger RNA from Trypanosoma rangeli, 405 nucleotides. RefSeq lists its product as uncharacterized. The transcript has a single exon. The annotation marks the transcript as partial. The record is from RefSeq and is a predicted model, not a curated record. Lineage: Eukaryota; Euglenozoa; Kinetoplastea; Trypanosomatida; Trypanosomatidae.